Molecule: messenger RNA, 281 nt
Organism: Funneliformis mosseae
Lineage: Eukaryota; Fungi; Glomeromycota; Glomeromycetes; Glomerales; Glomeraceae
Source: the annotation of a GenBank genome assembly
UUCCUCCAGAAAGGUGCUUUCAAGAAUGCGAUGAGGCAUAUGAUAGCGGUAAUGGUGAGAUCUUGAAAAAAGAAUAUUGGUCUAAAAUGGUAAAAAUCUUUAUGGAAGAGAUGGAGAAACUCCGCGACAAAGUUAAUGACUUUCUUAAAAAAGAUAAUAGAUCGUCGUAUCUUAAAAUGGUAUAUGAGGAAGUUUUAUUUCUGGUAGUAUUUACUGGAAAGAAAAAUACUACGGCAUUCUACAUGAAAGAAAACGUAUUAUGGGAGAGUCUACAAGGGUAA